AUGACGAUCAACAGCCCACACGGCGUCCUCGACUCGCCCUCUCGACCAGGCGCGCUCUUCAAGCCCGCCCUCCAUCAUGCGCUUCGCACGGCCCCAGUCGAUCCGGCUCGACCCGUUCUCGCGACCCACAAGAUCCUCAUCGACACGAUCCGCCGGCUCUCGUGGCGCAACGAGUCCUUUACAACGGUGUACCAGUACGUCUCGUACGCGACGAGCUCGUUCGACGAGCACUCGACGCUCGGCAUCAUCCAGACGGCGCAGGCCAUCAUCAUCGCGGUCUCUCGUCCUCUCGUGUCAAAGGAAAGCUUGAUCAUCGGGCUCGGGUGGUCCUUCCUCAUCGCGAUUGUGCUCUACUCUGCAGGCUAUGCCGUCGUCGCGGCCUCGCCCUCGGUCGCCGUCUACGCGGUCGGGACUUUGGCGGCGCAGCUUGGCAACUCGGCUCUCGUCUCGCUACAGUCGACCGCCAUCUUCACGUACUCGGCGUCGCUCGGCAACAACGCGAUGCUCAACUCGUUCCUCUCGGUGCCGUACUAUGUCACCGGCUGGGUCGCGUCUUUCAUCGUCGAGGGCGUUCUCAAAGGAGCGAGCUGGCGUUGGGGCUACGGCAUGUUCUGCAUCAUCACCCCGAUCCUCAUCCUCCCUCUUCUCGUCCUGCUCUUCGUCCAUCAGCUCCGGCCACCCACCAGAGCAUACUCAGCCUCGGCCCCUCGCCCUCGCACCUCCCCUACCUCGACGACGCCUGCACUUCCGCCGCCGUCGCCGACUCGCUCGAUCACGUCCACCAGGCCGCCGCUCGCCCUGCCGUCGCGGUCAGCGAUGAUCCGUCGACGAGUACAAGCCGUCAUGUCGGACGAGACGCACGCAGGGCAGCUUGACGCUGUCGGGCUCGUUCUCCUCGCGGUCGCCCUUGCCGGGCUCCUUCUUCCUUUCCAGGGCAGCAUGGUUUUCUCGUCGCCGCUCUUCUACGCGCCCGUGUGCGUCGGCGCCAUUUCGGCCGUCCUCCUCAUCUUCAACGAGCGGCGUGCCGCCUGUCCGCUCUUCCCUAUGCGCGUCUUCCGCACGAGGCGCACGAUCGUGUGCCUGUCGGCGACGGCCCUCAACAUGACGAGCUUCUUCCUCCUCCUGACCUUCCAGUACUCGUUCAUCCAGGUCAUGUACCCGUCAUGGUCGCCACUCGUUCAAGGUUUUUUCGCGUUCUCGGAGCAGUUCACCCUCAUGGUCGCCCACCUCGCCGUCUCGUUCCCGGUCCGACGCCUCGUCGCUCGGCAGACGGACCUGAAGAAGCGCGGCGAGCUGCUCGAGCCGUCGGGUAAAGCCCUGCUGCGGGCGCCGAUGCUGGGCACGGCGUGCGCGUCCUCGGCGUCGGUCUAA
Molecule: messenger RNA, 1371 nt
Organism: Rhodotorula graminis WP1
Lineage: Eukaryota; Fungi; Basidiomycota; Microbotryomycetes; Sporidiobolales; Sporidiobolaceae
Exons: 12
Coding region: 1-1371 (456 amino acids)
Biological process (GO): transmembrane transport
Molecular function (GO): transmembrane transporter activity
Source: RefSeq, a predicted model, not a curated record